This is a messenger RNA of Biomphalaria glabrata, 1315 nucleotides long. RefSeq lists its product as uncharacterized. The transcript has 2 exons. The record is from RefSeq and is a predicted model, not a curated record. Gene Ontology annotation, biological process: G protein-coupled receptor signaling pathway. Gene Ontology annotation, molecular function: G protein-coupled peptide receptor activity. Gene Ontology annotation, cellular component: plasma membrane. Bases 188 to 1315 code for a protein of 375 amino acids. NCBI's taxonomy places the organism in Eukaryota, Metazoa, Mollusca, Gastropoda, Planorbidae.
UAAGCCUACUGUCAUUAAAGAUCUAAUAUUGACUAAACAUUUAGUUAUUUAAAAAAAAAAAAAGAACAUUUAGCCUACAUAGUCUAAUUGGAUUUUAAAAAUAAAGUUAAAAAGUAGUUCUCAUGGUUCAUGGUUCUUUUUAUGAAGCGGCGUAUUAGUCUCUGAAUACAGAGGCGAAAUAUUAAACAUGUAUUACGCCACUGUAAAUGAAUCUAACGAAAUUAGCGAAGUCACUGUUGGAUCAGGAGGGACAACCAAGCCAGUCAUUUCUGUUACUGAGUUCGUUCCCUUAGAAAUAUUUGUAACCAGUGAACAGAGGAGAAUCGCUGAGAUAGUCCUGGACUUCACCGUCGCAUUCGUCAUCGCUUACAUAGGAGUAGUCACCAACGCCAUCGUCAUCGCAGUCUUCGUCAAACAAGGUCUCAAAGACAGUGUCGCGGUCUCUAUGACAGUGAUCGCAGUGUGGGACUUCUUUAAAUGCCUAGGUGGCGCUGCACAGAGGAUGGCUGGCCCGAUAAGCUUGGCGUCCCAGGUGGCAGCCAAGAGCUGGAUUAACAUCUCAGUGGUUGUAUUUAAUUACUUCAUUUCCUUCUCCUCGUACGUCGCCAGUGUGCUGGCUGCCUAUGUCGCAGUAGAGCGCUGCCUCUGUGUCAGCAUGCCGUUCAAGGUGAAAGAGCUCAUUACGCCCAAAGUCGCUCUUUUCUUUUGUUUGCUUAUCUCCUUUGUUGUCUUCGGCUGUUUCAUGGUGAUGUUUUUCGUGUAUGACAUUGAUUUUGUGUACAGCGAUGUGUACAACGCCACUUUGGCAAUAUACUUAAACAAUGACUUCUUCUAUAGGAACUCUGGCCCGCUCUUUAAGUACUAUAAUCUUUCUGGCAUCAUCUGGCCAACUACAAGCCUUGGAAUCGUGGCUGGGUCCACGGCCAUCAUCGCCUACCAUCUUAAAAAGUCGUCCCACUUCCGGUCGCGUGCAAGCUGCGUUAAAAAUACCGACAAUUACACAGAGAAGCACAAAGCUAAAAACAGCAGUGAUGAUCAUCUCUCCGCUCGGGACAGACAGGUGGUUAAAAUGCUCCUAGUGGUCAUCGGUGUCAAUGUUUUGACCUUGUCUCCAAGGAUCGUCCAUUACAUGGUCAAAUACUUCAUCUACGAGUUCUACUUCCUGCGGGCCUACCAUAACCUGUUCCUGUGUAUCACGUACAUUCUGGCAGUCUUCGACCUCACCAACGCAGCAUUCAAUGUCUUUAUAUUUUACCAGAUGAGUACUGCUUUUAGAAAGACUUUCUGGGAAAUAUUCUCUUGUGGAAAGAAAUGA